UUCAGUUCCUUCUCAACCACUAACCUCUUUGAGCUUCUGUGGAAGAGCAAAGUCAGACACCACCAUGGUAAAUUUUCUGCUGCUGGCUUUGGCCUUUAGUCUGGCUCAUGCUCACGAUUUUGCAGAGCUUCAAGGAAAAUGGUAUACCAUUGCCAUUGCUGCUGACAAUCUUAAAAAGAUAGAAGCAGGAGGACAACUGAGAAUCUACAUUCGUCAUCUUGGUUGUAAUGAAAAAUGCAGUGAAAUGGAAGUCACAUUUUAUGUCAAUGUGAACAACCAGUGCUCAAAGACCAAAGUCACUGGGUACUUGCAAACAGAUAAAGACUACCAAACCCAGUUUGAAGGUAACAAUAGAUUUCAACCUGUGUAUAUAACAUCAGACAAGAUUUUCUUUACCAACACGAACGUGGAUAGAGCUGGCCAGGAAACGAACAUGAUUGUUGUUGUUGGAAAAGGUAAUGCUUUGACACCUGAAGAACAUGAAAAACUUGUGCAAUUUGCUCAUGAAAAGAAAAUUCCAGUGGAAAACAUUCUCAAUAUUCUUGCUACAGAUACUUGUCCUGAAUAAAGGCCUUCUGUAGCCGGGCGUUGGUGGUGCACGCCUUCAAUCCCAGCACUCAGGAGGCAGAGGCAGGUGGAUCUCUGUGAGUUCGAGGCCAGCCUGGUCUACAGAGCGAGUUCCAGGACAGCCUCCGAAACAACACAGAGAAUCCCUGUCUCAAAAAACCAAAAAAAAAUAUUUUUGCUUUCAUGUUGCCAAGGUGAGAACAGGAUGGCAAUUAUGCAUCAUAUCCUCUUGAUCAUGGAAUCAGCAUCACAAAUAAAUCACAAUUUCAUUCUACCUAAAUUGUCCCAUGUCCUGUAGAGCCAGGAUACCACAUAUCAAAUUCCUGGCUUAGCUUUCUUUUCCCAUCACAUGAUGUAUUAGCUGUUCUUACUUUUUUGACUGAUUAAAUAAAUUGUUUCAAGAAGCAA
Molecule: messenger RNA, 975 nt
Organism: Mesocricetus auratus (golden hamster)
Lineage: Eukaryota; Metazoa; Chordata; Mammalia; Rodentia; Cricetidae
Product: aphrodisin-like
Exons: 7
Coding region: 65-568 (167 amino acids)
Molecular function (GO): odorant binding; small molecule binding
Source: RefSeq, a predicted model, not a curated record